ACAUAUUCGCUUCGUGAAUGAAGGGGUCUGUAGAAUGGACAGUGACCGUCGUCUACUGGCUAACAACGAAAAGCAAGAUCCUUCGACUGAUUAAGUAUCUAUACUAUUGUUAAGUUAAAUGAGUGCACAAUGGCUCAUCCACUAGUAAAUGUCCCAAUUAUAAGAAGUGCUAGUUUAGAUUGAAGCACUCGUUUACGUUUUUCCACGUCGUACAAAAGAAUCGUUGUUUUACCGAGUUGCUCUCAUCAAUAGCGACAACGCCAGCUACAGCGGCCCAACCAGUCAACCGCUUCAGAUGCGCUAAAACAGUUCGCCAACAAAGGAAAAUUCAGAGCCUUAAGAAGCAUGAACGAGUGUGCCACGAAGACAACGAUCUAGCGCCUAGGGCAUGCGAAACUGAUCUGUCCAUGAAUGUAAAAAUCAGCAGCGUUAGCCAUUUGAUGACUGUGUCAUUGUAGAAAGGGACUAUAGAUGAUGAAAAGCUCGUAGGCGACGCAGCCUCUUAACCGAAACGGUCAAACAAGCCGGACCGAAUAAGCGUCUAGAGGCUUACGAUACGUUUAUAUUUUUCAUUUAAGCUGGCAGAUGAAAACAAUUCGUAUCAAAUAUACAUACAUAUAGUUUAGUCUAUAUAAUAGAUAAUAUCUAGUGUAUAGCAAUUACAUCAAGGGAAACCUUAGUAGACGGUUCUCAAAAUUGCCGUUCCUUCUCACUACUUAGAACACACCUCAGCUUACAUCUCGGCACGUGACCAUGGCGUAUAUUGUUCACGAUUUGUUAGUGUUUCUGACGAUGCGCUUGCCUUGUGAUGGGUUUUCUGAAGGUUGAGGUAACGGCCAUGAAGACUGCUGUGUGCAUGUACGAGAUGAACGAUGCUCGUAACGUUCCUAGCUCUCGUAGUAUUGGUUGUGCAAUAUCCACAGAACCUACCAGCGCUGCCAGUAGUACACCAGUAGCUGCCAGUAGCUGUCAAGAACUACAUCCACAACUACAUCUAUCCACACCAGCGUAUCCGCCGAUCACGCGUAUGUCUCGCAGGCACCUCCACAAUCGGAAGUAUGUCAGAGCUCCAAGGUACUGCACAUCAAGGUACCAUGUCUACCAUCCUCAGCGACAGCAUUUUCAACUUGUCCUCUGCGAACCCGGGCUUAUGGUUUCGGCACGGAAUGUGAAGACCACAAUUUACACCCCAAAGCCGCUGAUUGUCUCGACUGGCAACGAUAUCGCACAUGUUUUACAACACAGAAAUGAGACUAGACAGACGUCAAUGCCUCUACCACGCCAGUAUCAAUUUACUGGCAAGCAGGUGAUCUGCAGGUCGACAAGGUGCCUUCUGCAAAAUGAUGUAACAUGCGUCCUAUUCGGCAACCAGGCGCACAGCACGGCCGUGCAUUGCACGUCGAGCUAUUUGCCAUCAGGUUACGAGUUCGGUCAAACUCGUAUUCAUAACUGUGACAAUAACAACAGCAGUGACACUAAGCCCUGCUUCCUAGAGUAUACCCUUAUUAAAACAGGCCCAUCUUAUCCUGGUGACGAAAACGACCACAUAUCCAGCGGGAUCCUUUGGAGCUUAUUUUUUCUUACGUUCUUGAUGGUUGGCUGCUUCAUUUACUGCUGGUCGUACCAGUUAGAGUCAUUUCGAUGCCCCCCUCCCCUUGACUAUCCAGGCUACCCGCAGUUCUACGCUCACUACCCGCGGAGACCUAUUUACUACGUUUAUGCUAAAAGAGGGCGACCCAAUCAGAAGCGUAGCUCCGCAGCAAAUAAAUCCACCGAGGACACUGACACGAAAGCUAUGUCAAUAGGUAGCAAUAAUGACUAGCCGGCGAACAUGGCUAAGCUGUUUAAAAGCAGCUCUCGCGAAAACUAUCGAGAAAACAGUCAUGCACCUAUUAAAAACAAUUCACAAGAGAUCAUCAGCAGCUUAAAGACAAGCUUUUUCCUAAAGCACUGAAUCUGUCUCAUUUUGCAUGGCUUGAAUUUCGUUUCUCUAGCUUACCAAAGCCUCUGUUGCCAAAAGCAUAUUCUACAUGAAACGUGCACUUCUAUACGUGUAACAUUAGCGUACACGUGUGUAUGUGUGUGUAUAUAUAUAUAUAUACACACGUGUAUAUAUAUAUAUAGAGUGGGCGGAUUAGCUAAUUAGAACUGCAAGGGAAAGCAGAUGGAUAUGUACGACCAUUUUUUCAGACCAUCGGCAUUCAAGCAAACGCAGGAUCUUGUACAAAAUUCAUUCAUUCAUUCGUUCGCUCAUUCUAUCUAUAUGAUAUAUGCCACUAAUCAUAAUUGGCAUAAAAUUGCAAAAAGUACAAGUGACAACCGAAAGCCCGGUUAUUUUCAGUUUACA
Molecule: messenger RNA, 2347 nt
Organism: Varroa destructor (honeybee mite)
Lineage: Eukaryota; Metazoa; Arthropoda; Arachnida; Mesostigmata; Varroidae
Source: RefSeq, a predicted model, not a curated record